This is a messenger RNA of Bombyx mandarina (wild silkworm), 3000 nucleotides long. Its product is annotated as transmembrane protein 94-like protein l(2)k05819. The record is from RefSeq and is a predicted model, not a curated record. NCBI's taxonomy places the organism in Eukaryota, Metazoa, Arthropoda, Insecta, Lepidoptera, Bombycidae. Gene Ontology annotation, molecular function: nucleotide binding.
CGGUUUAUUUACAUAAUUAACCACUGUUUGAUUUCGAGAAAAACAAAAAUAUCCUUUAGUAAUAUAACAGGUUUUAAGUUUCAUAACAAUGUUUUAGAUGAUACUUAUCCAAAUUAAAGGAGAUUUGCAGUAUUUGAUGAUCGCAAACCGAGUUUUAUUUUCAAAUUAUUGUUUAUCCCUGUGAUUUAUUAGUGUAAUUUAUAGUAAAAUAUACACAUCUUAAUUCUAAUAAAUUAAAUAUAGGUCUUAUUAAACUAUGUACAACGCAAGAUAAUUGAUUAUGGAUGAUAACAACGAAGAAAUAUUAGGCUAUUCAACUAGACAUGCUCUGAUCAAAUUACGCAACGACAUUAGCGGCGUGAUUGAAGAAUAUAAAAAGAAGAUUCCCACUGGAUUUCGCUUGGCACGUGAUAUUAUUUCGUUUUCAUCAGAGAAGGUUCUACUUUCGGGUGUUGCAUACACAAUUACAUUGAUUUACAUAGUAUGCCUAUUAUUAACAUACCUAUUUGGGGUCUCAGUACAGGCCCAUGCAUAUCUGUUAUGGGAGGCUUUUUUUCUAUUAAUCAUAUUAAUAAUUAACUUUUUGGUGGCAUUUAACGAAGAAUAUUUAUAUCAAAAUGAAAUACCUCAUAGAGUAAAAAAAGUGCUGGAAACAAUGACUAAAGCUAUCAAUAGAGUGAAAUGGAAAGAAGAAUAUUAUCCUCACCUAUGUGCACCAUAUUCGCCGUGUGUAACUUUACAAUGGACAUACAGAGAUGGUACUAUAGUCAAUUUACCAUGGGCCUUACUGGUGGAAGGAGAUGUAAUAGUACUAAGGCCCGGACAAGAAGUACCCGGACACUGUAAAGGACUGCAACCCAAUGACCCGGAAUUGUUCUUCGGACAGACAUAUCAGCCGAACUCUCAAAACAAAGAACAUUGUACAAUUCCACACAUAAGGGUACCUCAUCAGAAUAAAGCUUACAAGAUGUGCGAGACGCCUUACUUGAAGAAUCUAAAGAUGGCACUCGAACAAGCAACAACCAGGCCGGUCACUGUUUUUGAGAAACAAAGGUAUUUGUGCACAGUGAAGGUGAUGGAAGGCAUAGUGCUGCCCCUGGUCAUAUCCUUAGUGGUGGUGGCGAGCUUCCUGCGUCACGUGUACCAUUUGCCCGGCGUGACCCACUGGACGGAGAUAUACUUUCUCCAGACCAUAGCCGCUUCAUUGCCCCUAUUGCAAAUCGUGUUCCCCAUAGCUUGGGUCACGCUUAACUGUUACGGAUUGGCGAGAUUCAAGCAAAUAGCAGAAACCCGCCAAAAAUACGUCCGUCCGAAGUCGUGUUCCAUAUCAGAGGACGCGAGCGACCCUCUGCUUCAGGCGCUGAGCGAAUCCAGUCUGAAACCGGAGAGCAUCAAGUCAUUAGCAAAGACAUUCUUCAACAUCUUGACUGGUAGAGAAGACAUGGUAUCUAGGACUGCCAACAUCGUACAUGUCCUGGGAUCUUUGUCUGCUCUAUCGUGUGUGGACAAAAAGGGGAUAUUAUCAUGGCCAAAUCCGACACCGGAGAAAGUGUUUUUCCUUCGUAAUUCGGAUCCCACGUCGCACAACUCGAGCAAAACUAGUCUGGCCGGCUCCCUGGGUCAUCCCGGAGAUUCGGUACUGGAACAGCCAGAUAACAGGCACCACGAACCGUCUACUGUUGUUGAGGUGUUAGACCUGACCCACGACCAGAACGCGCCGUUCUGCGUGGAGUUCGACGACCAGCGCUGGCGGCGGCACCUGGCGCUGCUGAAGCCGCUGGGGCUGGCGGCGCUGCUCAACACGUGCGCGCCCGCCCCCAGACACACGUAUGCGCACUUCUGCGCGCACCUCACCUGCGAAGCUCAGUUGAGUGAAGACUUAGUUCCGGUGACAAAUCGCCGUUGCCUCUGCGAGCUGGCCAAACAAAUAGGAUUCACAGAUUCCGUCGCUGACGCCUACAGCGUGCAGCACUGUUUGUCAAUAUUCAGACAUUUGCGCGCGGACACUAUCCGGCGCGAGACGCGUUUCGUGCGCUCACUGCAACUGAGCACCCGGGUCAAGGUUCCCCUGCCGCACAUGCUCGCCGUUCUAGUCAAGGACCACGCUAAUCAAUUGCAAAUGCUCACACAGGGUACCGCAGAUAUAGUGUUAGACUCGUGCGUAGAUUACUGGAACGGGCGGGACUUAACACCGAUAUCUGCUUCCGACCGAAAGAAGAUCAUAGAUUUUUACCAAAGAAACUCACUGACGGCCUACUGUACUGCUUUCGCUUACAAGCCGGUGACGCGCGGCGUGUCUUCGCCCGUGGCAGACAUGUACCUGGAGGUGCCUGCGGAGGGGCGCGGGGGGCUGGCGCCGCGCACGCAACAUUGGCCGGACGCGCCCGCGCUGCACUUUCAUUCAACUGAUUCCCUACUGUUCAAUGAAGUGACCGACGACGAUGUUGUUGACGCCGAUGGAUAUUUCGAUCUGCAAUGCAAUCAAGUGUUCAUAGGCAUGGUGACGAUGCAGUACCAGGCGCAGAGCGACAUGGUGGAGCUGAUAGAGCGGCUAGAGCGAGCCUGCAUACGCUUCGUCCACUUCAGCAAGGAGAACGAGCUCCGGUCGAGGGUGUUCAGCGAAAAGAUGGGUUUGGAGUCCGGCUGGAACUGUCACAUAUCGCUCAUGAGCGACACCGAAGCCAGGUGGGUCUUGCACACAGCCUUGCUGGCCAUCGGUGGCAGGACACUUGGUAAAGUACACUUUGUGAUGAGUCGCUGUUUAGGGUAAUAUUGAAAAUAAAAUUAUUUUAAGGUAGUACAAUUUGUAAUGUUUUUUAAUUAAAAGUGAUUUCAAUAUUCAAUAAUUAAAAUUCAUUAAUUAAACUUAACAAUGGGACUCGGAAGUACACUCUUUCAAUAAAAAAAAAAUUUGAAAAUCAAUAUACAAAUGACGGAGAAGGAAGUGAACAUACAUAAAAAUAAUACAUUCAAUCGAUUGUACAGACUCCUCUUUUUUUU